UUCUCGACGUUUGGAGGCGCUGGCUUGAAGAAGGGUAAAGGAAAUUAAGGAGUACGGAUGCCCCGAGAUGUUUAUCGCACAAGAAAAAACGAACAAAUAAAGGUGCUUUGUAGUAUUCCUAGUAUAAGUGGGAUAUAAUUAAAGAUUAGCCUAAAAAUUAGUGACAGCCAAGCCCCAGAUUCAGUAGGCAGGGCGUCUUUGCGUUGGCUUUCGGGAAAUGUAGUUGUAAUGCUACCGACGCGCUCUGUUUGCGACAGAAAAUACAACUCCCAGAUGCCACCGCGACACUCGUCUUUGCCCGCGAACCAACGGUUCUGGAGGCCGUGGUUAACUGGGAGCGUCUGUCUGACAAUGGAUGCUGAAUUACCGCACAGUAUGAUUGGGAGCUACCUUAACCCUCCAGAGAGAAUGUAUCUCCCGUCGUUCUCACAGACCGAAGCAUCUCAGAAUUGCCACCCCGGGAGCUCUCCUAAGAUGUUUAAUAGUCCGAACAACCAAGCCCUUGUUUCAGCAUUGAAAACGCUGCAGGAAAAGAUCCGGCGUCUGGAGCUGGAGAGGACGCAGGCUGAGGACAAUCUGAACCUUCUGUCCAGAGAGGCAGCGCAGUACAAGAAGGCCCUGGAGGAGGAGACCAACGAGCGCAACCUGGCGCACGAGGAGCUGACUAGACAGAAGAAAGAUAUAAGCAUACAGUUAAGCUCAGCCCAGUCUCGUUGUAUUCUUCUAGAGAAGCAAUUAGAAUAUACCAAGAGAAUGGUUCUCAAUGUAGAACGAGAAAAGAAUAUGAUCCUAGAACAACAGGCCCAGCUUCAGAGGGAAAAAGAACAAGAUCAGAUGAAGCUACACGCUAAACUGGAGAAGCUGGACGUCUUAGAAAAAGAGUGUUUGAGGCUGACGACGACCCAGCAGACUGCGGAGGAGAAGAUUAAAUAUCUAGAGGAAAAACUAAAGGAGGAGGAGCACCAGCGCAGGCUGUUUCAAGAUAGAGCGUGUGAGCUUCAAACUGGACUUGAAAUCAGCAAAAUCUUAAUGUCCACAGUUUCUAGUUCAAAGCUUUGUAACGAAAGGAAGAAACUACCAAAGGUCCGUAAACUGCAGGAAAAAGUUGAGAACUCAAGGAUAAAUGAAUCCUCAGGUAUCCAUGGCAACCCUAAAAGAUCAAAGAACUUGAAAACUAGCCCCAGGAAAUGUCUGAGUGAAACUAGCGCUUUUCAGAAAGACAGAAGUUUUCAACCGGUGAAGGUUCACAGUCUGCCUCCGAGGCUGAGGCGGGACGACGUCAAGUGGGAGCAGUGACCCUGCAAACUGUCACUUAAAUGAACCUCGCCAGUGAGACCUGAUGCAGUCUCUGUGGUUUUUAUUUCAUAGGCUCCUGGGAACCCUUGAAUUAUGUUUCCGGCUGCUAUAAAGUGUGUGAAGUUGUACAUUUUCAGAAUGAUGGCUAAUGACCUACCAAGGUUUCCGGAAUAUAAAUGACUGCUUUUCGUUGUUACUAACCAAAGGCCCUGACCUCAACAACCUCUUAGAAGCAUUCAUUUUGCAGUUCCCGUAAGGUAAACCCAAGAAGCUGCACUGACUGGAUACUCAUUAAAAUCAAGUUAAUCUGACCCAUGAGUACCACUCCACAGUUCGAUUUACAUAGGCUGUCACCUGUAGAUCCACACGACAUGAACAGAAUCCCAAAAGCUUAACUUCCAUAGAACCGCCAUCUUACCUUGUUUGAAAUCUCAGCAGUGGUCUUGUUUGGAAAGGGAAAACACAGUAAUUCUGCAGUUUUGUGAGAAUGACCUUAACUAAGCUUUGAUAUGACAGCCAUAGAAUGAAAUGCAGAGCUGAUUAAUUUUUGUACUAAUUCAUCCUCCGCUACUCCCACUCUCCAUUGUAAACCUGCUUACCCAUGAAACUCCAGCAGUAGGUUUUUUAUAACCUUUCCUGGUUUUUCCAUUCAUGUUAUAUGUGAUUUAUAUCCAUAUUUGACACUGUAGAUAGAUGCCUGGGACCCAAGAAGGGAAUGGCGUUCUGUAAGAAGAAGUCAGGCCCUUGACUGACUUUAUCCACAGGAGAAGAUGAAUUAGGUAAAUGUGGUGUUUCCUUCUAUACUUUAAAAUCAGUGAUGUCAUAAUGGAUUUCUUUGUAUACACGUUACAUAAUAAAUUUAUACUUUUUGCCUUCCUAAAA
Messenger RNA from Rattus norvegicus (Norway rat), 2178 nucleotides. It is a transcript of the gene Cep57l1, whose product is annotated as centrosomal protein 57-like 1. Lineage: Eukaryota; Metazoa; Chordata; Mammalia; Rodentia; Muridae. Gene Ontology annotation, cellular component: centrosome. The record is from RefSeq and is a predicted model, not a curated record. Gene Ontology annotation, molecular function: identical protein binding; microtubule binding; gamma-tubulin binding.